CAGAAGCACAGGAACCUACUCACAGACCUGGCCCCACACUCCUUGCUCAAAGGGGCAGUCAGAACAGGCUGAAAAUAGAAACCGCUUCCAAAAAGAUUAAGGGGAUGACUCCAGCAGAAUACCCCACUCCUUUGAAGAGCUCAGAGGAAGAUGUCAGCCCAGUCUCUUCCCGCAGCAACACCCCCUACCCAGAAGCCCCCUCGGAUCAUCCGCCCCCGUCCCCCUUCUCGGCCCCGGGCUCCCCACUCCCCAGAGCCCUCCUACAAUGGCUCUUCUCCCCAAGAACCUCUCCCCACCUCCAAUGAUGCACCAACUCCAAUGUGCAGCCCCAUUUUCUGGGAACCCCCAGCCUCCUCCCUCAAGCCUCCUGCCCUCCUUCCCCCCUCUACUUCUAAGACCAGCCUUGACUCCCAGGCUUCCCCAGAUUCACCUGCUAGCUCUCCUAGCCCAGUGUCCCGGUGUUCCAUCUCCCCAGAACCUGCUCCCCGAUCUCCAGUCCCCCCGCCCAAGCCCUCUGGGUCACCCCAAACAACCCUGUCCCGGGUCCUGCCUGAGGAUGGCCCUGCCUCAGCCCCAGGCACAGUGCGGAGACUGGCUGGCAAGUUUGAAUGGGGGGCAGAAGGCAAGGUCCAGUCUGGGGAUACCCUGGAGUAUGAUUGCCAAGGGGCAGUGGAUGUGAAUGGGGAGAGUGUGACUCCCCAGGGCACCCUCACUGGGAGUGGGUCCCAGAAUGGAGCUCCAGAUGCUGCCCUGGCUUGCCCUCCCAGCUGCCCCUGUGUCUGCCAUGUGACCCGGCCUGGCCUGGAGCUCCGAUGGGUACCUAUGGGGGGCUAUGAGGAUGCUCUCAGACCCCUCUGCCGUGCCUCCCCACUGAGAGCCUCACGCUCACGCCCAAACCCUCAGAGCAUCAGUCAUCCCCCAGUUGUCCUCACUUCCUACCGCUCCACUGCUGAACGUAAACUCCUACCACCCUUAAAACCCCCCAAGCCAAUUCGAGUCAGACAGGAUGCCUCCCCCUCUGGGGACACUCCAUCACCAGACCUCGAACUUCCUUCUGAAGGUGGAAACCAAACAGGGGACAGUCCUGAUGAAGUUCCUCGGAGCACUCCUCCAGCUACUUUGGAGAGCAGAGAGGAGGUGCUGGAGCUGCUGAAGGAGCAGAACUGGGAGUUACCUCUGCAGGAUGAACCCCUGUACCAGACCUACCGCGCAGCUGUGCUGUCAGAGGAGCUGUGGGGAGUGGGCGAGGACGGGAAUCCUGCACCAUCCAAUCCUGGAGAAGCUCCCACUUUCUCACGCCCUCCUGGACCAAAAAACACAUUGUGGCAGGAGCUUCCAGCAGUGCGGGCCAGCGGCCUUCUGGACACCCUCAGCCCCCAGGAGAGGCGCCUGCAGGAGAGCCUAUUUGAGGUGGUGACAUCGGAGGCCUCCUACCUGCGCUCCCUGCGGUUGCUGACGGACACCUUCGUGCUGAGCCAGGCCCUCCGGGACACGCUUACUCCACGGGACCACCACACUCUCUUUUCCAAUGUGCAGCGAGUUCAGGGAGUCAGUGAGCGGUUUCUGGGAACAUUGCUAUCCCGUGUGCGCGCCUCCCCCCAUAUCAGUGACCUGUGUGACGUGGUGCAUGCCCACGCCGUGGGCCCUUUCUCCGUGUAUGUGGAUUAUGUGCGCAACCAGCAGUAUCAAGAGGAAACCUACAGCCGCCUCAUGGACACAAAUGUGCGCUUCUCUGCGGAGCUUCGACGACUGCAGAGUCUCCCGAAGUGCGAGCGGCUCCCGCUGCCUUCCUUCUUGCUGCUGCCGUUUCAGCGCAUCACCCGCCUCCGCAUGCUUCUGCAGAAUAUCCUGCGCCAGACAGAGGAGGGCUCCAGCCGCCAUGAGAAUGCCCAGAAGGCCUUGGGUGCUGUCAGCAAGAUCAUUGAGCGCUGCAGCGCAGAGGUGGGACGCAUGAAGCAGACUGAGGAGCUGAUCCGGCUCACCCAGAGGCUGAGAUUUCACAAAGUCAAGGCCCUGCCUCUGGUCUCUUGGUCUCGGCGCCUGGAGUUGCAGGGGGAGCUGACUGAGCUAGGGUGCCGGAAGGGGGGCGUGCUCUUCACCUCGCGUCCUCGCUUCACCCCUCUCUGCCUGCUGCUCUUCAGUGACCUGCUGCUCAUCACACAGCCCAAGAGUGGGCAGCGCUUACAGGUUCUGGACUAUGCCCAUCGCUCCCUGGUCCAGGCCCAGCAGGUUCCAGAUCCCUCUGGACCCCCUACAUUCCGCCUCUCCCUUCUCAGCAAUCACCAGGGUCGCCCUACUCACCGGUUACUCCAAGCAUCAUCCCUGUCAGACAUGCAGCGCUGGCUGGGAGCCUUUCCAACUCCAGGACCCCUUCCCUGCUCCCCGGACACUGUCUAUGAGGACUGUGACUGUUCCCAAGAACUCUGUUCAGAGUCUUCUGCAUUGGCCAAGAAUGAAGCACAGAGUCUGGAGUCUAAGGCUCCCCUCAAGCACUUGCACAAGAGCCCUGAAGGCUGGCUGAAGGGGCUUCCUGGAGCCUUUCCGGCCCAAUUGGUGUGUGAAGUCACAGGAGAACACGAAAGGAGGAAGCACCUUCGAAAGCACCACAGGCUUCUUGAGGCUGUUGGGUCCUCUUCAGGAACCUCCACGCCCCCUCCAACCUAAUGCAGCCUGAGGAGAGGAAACACUUUGGGCUAUCUGGCAGCAAGAUAUGGAGAGGACAAAACUCAUCCAUCCUUUGGAGUCUGGCUUUCAGUGAAAACACUUCAUCUAGUGACUACCAACAGGGACUGACCUUCAGGAUACGGCAUAGCCCACCAGGAGGGAGAAUCAGAGGGACUUGUGUGUGUUUCUAAUCGGGAUGGACGUUUAAUACAGAAUAGCAAACUCUACCCCAGAGCUGGCUGAGUCCCUUUCCAAAAGCACCCCUACUAUAUUCACAGUCAAAGAAAAGAGAGCAGGAUCAGUGCAGUUAUAGAGCUGUGUGGGGCCAAAGAGAUGGUUCAGCAGGCGGAGUGCAUGCUUUUCCUGCUUGCUCAGUCCCUAGCACUGCCCUGCCCCCUGGGCACCACCAGGAUUAAUCCCCUAUAUUGAGCUGGGUGUAUCCCUGAGCUUCUCCAGAUAUGACCCCCAAACAAGAACAACAACAAAA
Messenger RNA from Sorex fumeus (smoky shrew), 3151 nucleotides. It is a transcript of the gene ARHGEF15, whose product is annotated as Rho guanine nucleotide exchange factor 15. Gene Ontology annotation, molecular function: guanyl-nucleotide exchange factor activity. The transcript is spliced from 16 exons. The coding region runs from base 151 to 2664 and encodes 837 amino acids. The record is from RefSeq and is a predicted model, not a curated record. Gene Ontology annotation, biological process: activation of GTPase activity. Lineage: Eukaryota; Metazoa; Chordata; Mammalia; Eulipotyphla; Soricidae.